Molecule: messenger RNA, 582 nt
Organism: Coniosporium apollinis CBS 100218
Lineage: Eukaryota; Fungi; Ascomycota; Dothideomycetes
Exons: 2
Coding region: 1-582 (193 amino acids)
Source: RefSeq, a predicted model, not a curated record
AUGCUCCGAAGGAACGGCCAAAGGGUUCUGGCGGCGGCGAUGAUGAUCUGCGUGGCUUGCUGGCUCGCUCAACUUGGGCCAGUAGCAGGGCUUUGCGACCGGCGAGAAGGCCCAGGUCAGUUCGCUCAGCAGGCUAUGCAGCAAGACCUCCCGACCCUCAGCGAACGAGGCGAGGCUUUCGAGGGCGAUCACUGGUCGCUGCUGGAGUUGCUACUCUGGACGAGCGAUCCAAUCGACAGCGCCCGCCCACAAGUUCCUGGCGAUGGAAAACACAAGCUGGCACCUUCUAUCGCCUCGCAGCGCAGCAGCUGGCGUUUGGGUCCGUCGGCGGUGGCUACCAAUGUUGGAGCUCCUCCGCGCAGCAAGAGCCCACAAGAGCCCACAAGCGCGGCAUACGACGGCAAAGGCAAGCCCGCUGCUUGGCUCCUGCGACGGCUAGCCGUGGUGGAUCUUUCAGCGAAGGACGGGACGAUCAGCACCAGUGCCAUGCAGCUAAAAUCUGGGGCCACGCUUCCUUCGAGCUGCCACUUCAAUCUAUCCGGCGGCCUAAGGCUGGAAGCGCGACAGCUCGCUGCUCCAUGA